AUGUCUCGACAGCCCUCCGCCCUCGAGAGGCGCUAUAUUGCGCGAAACACCCUCAAUUGCUACCUGAACUUCAAUGUAACUGCAACCUACAACAAGCCAGUUUCCAAGGCCCAGGUGUCGCAGGCGCUUCGAACAAUUAUGCUUACCAACGACAAUCUUUUGCUCAAUGCUUUUCGAAAAGAUCCCAGCGACACUAUGGAAGACGACAGAAGGGCAAAUGGUCACAAUUGGGUGAUAAAACCGGUUCAAAAAGUGCGGUUUGACGAUGUGGUUUCAGUUGAAAAAAUCGAGCAAGAUACUCACCAAAAGGAAAGUCAGAUUAUUGCAGAGUACCUUUCUCGUUUAUCUUCAAAGACCUGUGCACUCAACAUUGAUACUCCUCCAUGGAGACUCCUCAUCUAUGAAACUGGCCAAAAAACCUACUUGACCUUCUAUUUCGACCACACCUUUUAUGAUGGAUAUGUUGGUGCUCAGCUUCACAAAGACUUGAUUGAACAACUUGACAAGCAAGAUGAGCCUGAGUAUGUGGACGUUCUUUAUGAUCAAGAGCACGAUAAAAUGCCAAACUUGUACCUGACUUAUUACCAGCAAGAGCAGCUAUACUCUCCACCAUGGUACUAUUCAAUUAUGAACAAAAUUGGUCAAUUGAAGGUGGUCAAGUGGGUGAGUAUUCUAUUUGAACAAAUAGCGUAUCGGUUCACUUCUAUCGGAUUUCUUCGAAAAGUUUUUGGUCUUCGGUUCAGACUCCAUCCCAGUGCACUCAGUCGACCAAUUUUCAGUUAUAAACCAACGACAAUGAACUUUGCUACGAAAUUUCAAAUUGUCAAUUUGAGUCAAGCGGAGCUCAAAGAAGUAUUAGGUUUUUGCAAAAAGCACCGUUUGACAUUUACUCCAUUUUUAGACGUCUUGGCGUUGCAGACAAUGGAACAGGUUAUACGGCCCCAAGUAUCACCCACGCCCAUAAGCUAUUUCCACUUUACAGCGACAAACGGAAGACGCUACUUUCCAUAUAUGAAGUAUGUGACGGCUGCCAGUGCGUUUCCUACGAUGUUUGGCGAUGUAGAUGGACUCACCAAAGAGCAGACCAUUGAUAUCAUCAAGAGCCACGGCGAGCGAAUUGUGAAACUAAUGAAGCAUAUGGUACCGUUUAGAAGUCAAGGAAUGGGUAUGGAGAGCACCAACUUUUGGGACUUUUUUCUUGGAUGUGUGGGUCAGAUAAUCAAGCCCACUUCGGUGGUUACCAAUAUUGGCAACCAGAAAUUUGAAUGUGGUCAAUGGAAAAUUGAAAACAUGUGGUUUUCACAAGGUAAUGGAGCUAGCUUCCAUUUUGUGUUCAAUGUGGUGAGUAGCCACGCCGGUAUGAAUAUUGUGAUUGGGUCCCUUCCAGAAUAUGAAGAAUUAAUGGAGGGUAAGAUGAUGGAGACAUUUGGGAGAAAGUUGAAGGAGAACAUUAUGGAGAUCAGCAGGAUGGAGCAUUGA
Messenger RNA from Meyerozyma guilliermondii ATCC 6260, 1479 nucleotides. RefSeq lists its product as uncharacterized. The record is from RefSeq and is a predicted model, not a curated record. Lineage: Eukaryota; Fungi; Ascomycota; Pichiomycetes; Serinales; Debaryomycetaceae. The transcript has a single exon. Gene Ontology annotation, molecular function: N-acetyltransferase activity. Bases 1 to 1479 code for a protein of 492 amino acids.